This is a messenger RNA of Bactrocera latifrons, 2993 nucleotides long. RefSeq lists its product as uncharacterized. NCBI's taxonomy places the organism in Eukaryota, Metazoa, Arthropoda, Insecta, Diptera, Tephritidae. Bases 703 to 2904 code for a protein of 733 amino acids. Gene Ontology annotation, cellular component: membrane. The record is from RefSeq and is a predicted model, not a curated record. The transcript has 7 exons.
CUGGUUCAGUUUUAAUUCUGACGGCUGACAGUUAAGUUGAUUUCGUGCGCAGAACGCGGAACGUUAAAGCUAACAAAGCUGCCAGCUCUUCGAGUGACUUUUACUGUCCGUGAGACGGUGACUGUGUUUAUGUGUGCGUGUGUGUGUUCAAAGUAAAUUUUGUGGCUUUUGCCAACAACACAACGGAUUGUUUUGCGUUGUUUGAAUUGAAAUCAAACGAUUAACGUUCAUAAAAGAAGGUAAACAAAUAUUUGGUAAAAAGAUACGCUGAAUUAAACUGUGAAGUUUUCUGUAAUAGAAAUCGAAAUAGUGACAGUGGAUUUUUGGCGAGAAACUUGUGACGGAAGGCGAAGCAGCAGCAGGAGGAGGUGCGCGAAAAUUCUGAUCCUUGCAGUGCAACCACCGCGUCCAGCUAAAAGCAAGUUGGUUGCAGAAAAUCCGAACGAUUCCGAUGAAAAAUAUGAAACAAUGAACGAAAACCGUCUAUGAAAUUUUGCUUCCGAGGCAUUUCGACUGUUGUUUGCUGAAAACAAAAACUAAACGGAUCCUGCCAGUUUAAAGUACUCAAAAUUACCGUUAACAAGUCUCUCCUGUUAACCCAUUAGCAAUCAUUUAAUUUGCUGUAGUUUAAGUUACGACUAUAAAAAUAUAUAAUAAAUCAAAGCAAACUUCAACAACAACACAUCCGAAAACUAACUCAAAAUGGGCGCAACACGCGACAAGCCGCGCAUCAACAAAACUCUCAUCUCGCUCAAAGCGGUGGUGUUCUUCGUCAUCAGUGGUAUUACCGCGCUGCACGUGCUGCAUGCCACCAAGCCACUGCUGCUCGGCCUAAAUUUCAAUGAGUAUCGCCGAAUCAGCAUUAUUGCGCCAUUCGUCUCAAUACUCGGGCCGCUAAUUGCCGGUCCGCUGGCCGAUCGUUUGGCCGCUAAGAAUGCCACAAGUUUCGGUCGUAUAUUACGCUUCCUCACUGCCAUCUUUCUGAUACUCGCCGUUAUUGUGUAUGCUUGUCUCUUCGCCAUACCCGAAGUGAAGAGGGAGGAAGCGCGUCGUCCGCUUGUCAGUUUCGGUUGUGAUUUGCAUGGCGCAGUCAUAUUUCAGGAACGCUGUUCCAAAGAUGCCACCUGCCACAGUUGGAAAGAGAAAGUGGGCAAUGUGAAUUUGACACGCUGCACCUACACCUGCCAAGAUCCCACCAAAUAUGAGAAUUUAUAUACACCAUGGUUUGAUGGUAUACCCACACCGUUGCCGUCGACGGAACAAAGUUCCGAGUUCGAUUAUGAAGAUGAAUCUGUAGCGACAUCGACGGAGAGUUUGCGGGAGCGACGCGCGAUUGCUGGUUCGGCUGAAUUUGGCGGUGAGCUGCUGAGUGCUGAGGUUCAACAACAACAACAACAUCAACGUGUCGAGCGUGCUGUGAAAGAUGGCACACCACAGAAGAUUUAUGUGGAGCCACCACAUUUGUGUCUCACGGAAAAGACAGACAGCGGUGAGACAGUGGUGAAGAAUUGUCAUGUCUACACCCAUGACACCAACAAUAUUGUUGUAAAUUCGGUAUUGCGUGCUGCGGACAACAGCAGAGAUAACGACACACACAGCGCCGAGUGGUGCAAGUAUCCUUUGGAUGGCUUCCAGUGUAAUAUACCACUCAAACAGAUUAAGCACAUGAACGACAUCAAGAACGGCACCACAUGCAAACCGAUGAUUGAAUGCCAAGUGAUUGAUCCUUACGACAGCAAAGGCAGUGUAUUGGCCGAUAGUGAAUGCAUUAAAAUUACUGGGGACUUGGAUGCCACAUUGGGCGGCUACACUGCCAUCCGUUUGCUGGGCGAUAUCUUCGUGAUGGCCGCGUUGACACUACUCAAUACUGCCAUUGUUAUAGCUGUGCGCGAAACGUCGGAGGGACGCGGUGAGGUGUGUCGUCAAUAUGCCUGGGGCGCUAUCGGUUAUGUGUUACUCUUCUCGCCCAUCGAUUUAUUUGCCUUCGCCAACGAUUCGAAACACGAUGCUGCACUGGUGGCCCUAAUACUUGUCAUUGUGUGUCUGCUCAUCGGUGCAUUAGUGUUGCUCUUUGCUACACAAAUGCCGCUCAGUCCGCCCGAGUGGUGGUGGCAUACAAAGACCGGCAUGUUAGUCUAUCCCAUGUCGGCCAUACGCCGUUAUAGUCCUGAAAUUUUCGUACUUACAUUGGUCGCCAUACUAUUCGGCACAUUUUGGAGCAGCAUACAUAGCUUCCUCAUUUGGACAUUUAGUGACACGUAUGCGGUUACCUAUUCGGGCUUGAUCUUGGUGUUGGUGCUGUUCUUCAAUGUGGACAAAUUCAUUGAAUAUUGUGGACAUUCGAAUAUCUUUAUCGCCGGCUUUGCGGUCUUUGUCAUACGUUUCACGGCGUUGAGUGGCGAGGGCACAGAAUGGUUGACCGUUGUCAUGGAGGCAAUCGAGCCGGUCGUCAUCGGUGUUGUAUGGAUAACCAUUAUACUGUAUAUGCGGCAUGCAAUGCCUCGUAAGUUAACUGCGACUGGACAGGCUGUGGCUGUGUUGGCCUUCUUCGGUAUUGGCAAGGGUUUGGGUGCUGUCAUUGGUUUGGCGCGCGACGACAAGGAGCCGAAAGCGGACGCGCAGGCCAUCCAUCAGUGGUUGGCGAUUGCCGCUUGCAUCAUUGCGCUCGUUUACUUUAUCAUUUAUAAUUUGAUUUUGGCGCCGCGUUGCACGGCCAAGUCACAGCAUAUCGAGGAGCUGAUUUCCGGCUCGGCAUCGCAGAAUUUCAGCAACGGCACCAAUGGGGCCGGCAGCACCGGACAGGGCAGCACCAGCGCUGGCGCGGCGCUGAAUGGCAGCUCUAAUUAUUCACCGUUACGCGUGUACCACAAUGAGCGAGGGAAAUUGGGACAAUUUAGAUUUUAAAUGUAUGCGCUUUGAUACACACACACACACACACGCACAUACAUGCAUAUACACAUAUGCGCGUAUGCUUGUAUGUGCAUACACUUGUA